AUGAGGACCCAGUUUGGUAAGCUGCUGAAACCAAAAGCCAGCGGCAGUGGCCAGAAGUCCACCACCCCCAAACAGAUGUGGCUUAUGAAGCAGCUGGACUUCUUAAAGUCACAUGUUGUCCCCCGACACACAGAGUCCACUCUGACACUUGGCACAGACUCUGAUGAUGGCGAGGAGGACUCUAUUGUCAGCAUGUCCAACACCCCCAGCCCAGUGACUGUGACUCCAGAUGAAGAAACCACCCCACCCACAGAGUCCACAGGACAGGCAGUUAAAAGGCCCAGGGCUACAAAACCCACAAUGAAGGCAGCUGACAUGGAGAUGGUCAAACUCUCCCUCUUGCAGAGGGUUCAAAAUACUCUGGAGAGUCCACCUGCUGAUGCGGAAGAGGUGUUUGGCCAACAGGUAGCCUCAGAGGUGAGGUCCAUAAAGGACCGGGUCCUUCAGCUGAGGCUCAAGAGGGACAUUAUGAACCUCAUCUACGAUGCUCAGGAGGCAGAGAUGGCCUUCCAGAUGCCAAACACAAACACCUCUCAUCCUGGCAGCUAUGGUCACCCUGGCCCACACCCAAGGCUGCAAUACCAAGGAAUGCAACCUUAUCAGCCCCAAGCCCCAAGUCCCCAAGACCCAUCUGCAUCAACCCAGCCGAUGUAUAGGAUGCUGAAUAACUAG
Engraulis encrasicolus (European anchovy) is the source of this 672-nucleotide messenger RNA. RefSeq lists its product as uncharacterized. The record is from RefSeq and is a predicted model, not a curated record. The transcript has 2 exons. Lineage: Eukaryota; Metazoa; Chordata; Actinopteri; Clupeiformes; Engraulidae. The coding region runs from base 1 to 672 and encodes 223 amino acids.